Nematolebias whitei (Rio pearlfish) is the source of this 716-nucleotide messenger RNA. RefSeq names its product cell cycle regulator of non-homologous end joining. Lineage: Eukaryota; Metazoa; Chordata; Actinopteri; Cyprinodontiformes; Rivulidae. Gene Ontology annotation, biological process: negative regulation of double-strand break repair via nonhomologous end joining; double-strand break repair via nonhomologous end joining. The transcript is spliced from 3 exons. The record is from RefSeq and is a predicted model, not a curated record. Gene Ontology annotation, cellular component: nucleus; cytoplasm. The coding region runs from base 16 to 567 and encodes 183 amino acids.
GCAAAAGCGUCAAACAUGUCGGAAAAACAGCGGACGCUUCCGCCGUGGAUGACGACAAAAGAUGUUAAAGUCAAAGAGAAGACGCCAUUGAAGACUCGGAGGAAGAAGAAAGCUGCAAGAGCUACUUUGUACUGCAUGAACGAAGCGGAGCUGGUGGAGGCGGCUGUUUCAUGUCUUACCGACGACUCCUGCGACGGUGUGACGUCUCCUGUUCACCAGCAGGUUGAAAAGCAGGCAAAGGACACCUCAACACCCAAAGUGAAACUCAGUGUCUCACUGAUGACAGCGAAGCCUUUGGCAGAGAUUUUGGAGGACGAGUCCUCGGACCGUUCUGUUGAGCUGGAAUAUGUUUCAGAAACGGACUUGGACGUUGCAGAGGUUGAAACUCUCCCGUAUGCCACAAACCUGCAGCAUCCUGAGGCAGAGAAGAGAUCAGGAGCAGCUCAGGGUUAUGGUGGACCCAUAAACACUGAUCUGAACGCUGUAAAAGAAACAAAACGGACUCCAGAAGGUGCAACAGAAGAGGACGAUGCUUUACAGCUUGUGCGGGAAAUUUUUUUUACUUGAUCAAGCUGAAAGUUCGUUUUUGUGGCAAAUUUUAAACUUGUUUUAAAGACUAGUGCAGCUCAAGAUUGACAUUUACAAGAGAUCAGUCUGUAUUUGAGCUAAACACAACUCCUCGGUUAAAAAAAAAAAAGGUUUUGUCUGUUUACUAA